AUGACCAUGCAGGCCGUAGAACAGUAUGUUUUGGAGUUGAUCCACCUCUACCUGAUCCUCUUCUCCUUCGCUGAAAACUCAUUUUUCAGCGCUUACCUCACCACCCUCGUCGUCAACCACGACCAGAAGACCAUCGAUCUCAAUGGAAAGAAGAUACAGCUCGGCCUUUAUGAUCUCUCUCCUCGGGAAGAACAUUCGGGAGUCGCGUCGGCUGUUUCGGGCUCUCCGGUAGACUUGAACUCCUACACGUCGGACCGCUACAAAGAGGCCCAUGGCAUCAUCGUCGUGUACGACGUGACCGAUCAGGCAUCGUUCGACCACAUUCCGAGCUUCUUGGACGAGAUGGCCAGGCACGAAACGACCACCGGCCUGGGCAAACCAUCCAUCCUUCUCGUCGGCUGCAAGACCGACCUCUCCCCGAGGGUUGUUACCACUGAGGCUGCAGAGCCUUAUUUGAUGCUGAUCGCCUCUAUCCUCCCUCUCUUCGCUGUCAACAUGUUGGAGGUGAAGAAGACGAGAAGCUGA
Molecule: messenger RNA, 525 nt
Organism: Acanthamoeba castellanii str. Neff
Lineage: Eukaryota; Discosea; Longamoebia; Acanthamoebidae
Product: Ras subfamily protein
Exons: 5
Coding region: 1-525 (174 amino acids)
Molecular function (GO): GTP binding; GTPase activity
Source: RefSeq, a predicted model, not a curated record